Messenger RNA from Phragmites australis (common reed), 2700 nucleotides. RefSeq names its product probable methyltransferase PMT15. The transcript has 6 exons. Lineage: Eukaryota; Viridiplantae; Streptophyta; Magnoliopsida; Poales; Poaceae. The record is from RefSeq and is a predicted model, not a curated record. Gene Ontology annotation, cellular component: endosome; cytoplasm; trans-Golgi network. Gene Ontology annotation, molecular function: methyltransferase activity. Bases 376 to 2310 code for a protein of 644 amino acids.
UCGCCCUGCGAAGUACGGAGUGGCAGUAACGUUGUACUCAGCUGGACCUCUCCACUCCGGCUGACAAGAGUAGAGAGCACCACGCUGAGCACUAGGCAUGCAUGGUCAAAGUAAUUUGCCUACGUAAACACUUUCUUCCGUGUAAGCAAAUCCUAUGUUAUGUUGGCCCAAAACACCCAACGUACGUCAGCCUAAUCGCCCAAUUUAGCACUGGUACCGCCAUUAGCCAAAUCAAAUGCACCAUUCACACUCGUCCCCGCCUCGGUACCUAAAACCCACACUUCCACACUGCCCCGUGCCAGAGAGAGCACGCUCUGUAAGCCCACUGGGAGGAGCAGCACUGCAGCAGCAGAGGCAGAGCGAGAGUCAGACGCCAUGGGGGUCCGCACGGCGGCCACGAAGCUGCACAUCCCGCCCUCCGCCGCCCGGCGCUCCACCUUCCUGCCAUUCGUCGUCGUCGCCCUCCUCUGCUGCGCCUCCUACCUCCUCGGCGUCUGGCACCACGGCGGCUUCUUCGCCUCCCCUUCCCAGUCCCCCGGCGUCUCCAUCGCCACUACCGCCGUCUCCUGCACCACCAAGACACCCCUGAAGAAGAGGACCCCCUCCGCUCGCUCCCCCUCCCUCGACUUCUCCUCGCACCACACGGCGGCCGCGGACGAGACGCUCACCGCCGACACCUCGUCCGGUUCCUCCUCGGCGGCGCCGCCGAGGUACCGCGCGUGCGCCGCCAAGUACUCCGAGUACACGCCGUGCGAGGACGUGGCGCGGUCGCUGCGGUACCCGCGGGACCGGCUGGUGUACCGGGAGCGGCACUGCCUCGCGGGGCGGGAGCGCCUGCGGUGCCUCGUCCCGGCGCCGGCCGGGUACCGGACCCCGUUCCCGUGGCCCGCCAGCCGCGACGUCGCCUGGUUCGCCAACGUGCCGCACAAGGAGCUCACCGUCGAGAAGGCGGUGCAGAACUGGAUCCGCGUCGACGGCGACAAGCUGCGGUUCCCCGGCGGCGGGACCAUGUUCCCGCACGGCGCCGACGCGUACAUCGACGACAUUGGGAAGCUCAUCCCGCUCCACGACGGCUCCAUCCGCACCGCGCUCGACACCGGCUGCGGGGUGGCGAGCUGGGGCGCGUACCUGCUGUCGCGGGACAUCCUGGCCAUGUCGUUCGCGCCGCGGGACUCCCACGAGGCGCAGGUGCAGUUCGCGCUGGAGCGCGGCGUGCCCGCCAUGAUCGGCGUGCUCGCGUCCAACCGCCUCACCUACCCGGCGCGCGCCUUCGACAUGGCUCACUGCUCCCGCUGCCUCAUCCCCUGGCAACUCUACGAUGGACUGUACUUGAUCGAGGUCGACCGCGUGCUGCGGCCCGGAGGGUACUGGAUCCUGUCCGGACCGCCGAUCAACUGGAAGAAGUACUGGAAGGGAUGGGAGAGGACCAAGGAGGACCUCAACGCCGAGCAGCAGGCUAUCGAGGCCGUCGCCAGGAGCCUAUGCUGGACGAAGGUCAAGGAAACCGGCGACAUCGCGGUCUGGCAGAAACCCACCAACCACAUCAACUGCAAGGCCUCCCGCAAGGCUGCCAAGUCCCCGCCUUUCUGCUCCCAUAAGAAUCCCGACGCAGCAUGGUACGAUAAGAUGGAGGCCUGCAUAACGCCGCUCCCGGAGGUUUCCGAUGCAAACGACGUCGCCGGCGGCGCGGUGAAGAAAUGGCCGCAGAGGCUGACCGCCGUGCCGCCCAGGGUCUCCAGCGGCAGCAUCAGGGGCGUCACGGCCAAAGCGUUCAUUCAGGACACCGAGCUGUGGCGGAAGCGGGUCCGGCACUACAAGUCGGUGAUCAGCCAGUUCGAGCAGAAAGGGCGGUACCGCAACGUGCUCGACAUGAACGCCCGCCUCGGCGGCUUCGCGGCCGCGCUGGCGGACGACCCCUUGUGGGUCAUGAACAUGGUCCCGACCGUGGGGAACACGAGCACGCUCGGGGCCAUCUACGAGCGCGGGCUCAUCGGAAGCUACCAGGACUGGUGCGAGGGCAUGUCUACCUACCCCCGGACCUACGAUCUCAUCCACGCGGACUCGGUGUUCACCCUGUACAAGAACAGGUGCGAGAUGGAGAGCAUUCUGCUGGAGAUAGACCGGAUCCUGAGGCCGGAGGGCACGGUGAUCAUCAGAGACGACGUGGACAUUCUGGUGAAGGUCAAGAGCUUAGCGGACGGGAUGAGGUGGGACAGCCAGAUCGUCGACCACGAAGACGGCCCGCUCGUCAGGGAGAAGGUCCUCCUGGUUGUAAAGACGUACUGGACUGCCCAGGACCAAGACCAGUAGCAGGAAUGUGAAGUAAAUUUCUGUAUGUUGAUACGCACAUUUUUCAUGAUUGGAUCACCAUCUUCUAGCUUCUUGAUUACGUUCUUUACAGUCCUUUUGGGACAGUAAAUGGUGAUCCUCAGAUAGGAAAUUUUAUCUCCAAGGUGUAAAACGGGGAAAUGGAAGGAAGGGUAAAACCCCUGGCCCCUGCAAAGUUUUUUUUUUUUACUUGAAAUUGCCGAAUUGUGCCAAGUGGUAAAUAGAAGUUACUGUUGUAAGUCAUCCCGGAUGAGCAGAACCCGGGUUCAUGCAACUACAAUUCUGCUCUAUAAUCCUUUUUCGUAACCUGUACCCUGUACUGGAUUCGAUAUUCCAGAUCUAUUUAUGAUAUGAAAGGUCACUACUCUCCUA